This is a messenger RNA of Acanthochromis polyacanthus (spiny chromis), 8308 nucleotides long. RefSeq names its product M-phase phosphoprotein 8 (gene mphosph8). NCBI's taxonomy places the organism in Eukaryota, Metazoa, Chordata, Actinopteri, Pomacentridae. Gene Ontology annotation, molecular function: protein binding. Gene Ontology annotation, cellular component: cytoplasm; nucleus. The transcript is spliced from 9 exons. The record is from RefSeq and is a predicted model, not a curated record. The coding region runs from base 148 to 5616 and encodes 1822 amino acids.
AGCGGGCGGUAGCUGGUACAACCCUCCGAGCUGCAGCAGUAGUGCAGUCCCUACCCCCAGGUACGCUAGCGUCCUCUGUAUCAACACUACGAGCGCCGCAGCCGAACUAGCUUCAUAUUUACAGCAAACCGGCACCGACCCGGAGCCAUGGAGGCCAAAACUGACAAGGUGGAGCCCGCGGACAGCGAGCAGGACGACGAGGAAGACGUGUACGAAGUGGAGAGGAUCAUUGACAUGCGAGUGGAAGAGGGUGAGGUCCUCUACAGAGUCCGAUGGAAGAAUUACUGCUCUGACGAUGACACUUGGGAGCCAGAGGCCCAUUUAGAGGACUGUCGAGAAGUCCUCCUGGCCUUUAAGAAGUCAAUGGCUGAAGCUAAGGCCAAGAAAGAGGCAGAAGCUAAGAAGGCUGUGACAAGUAAGUUGCUACCUGUGAAAAGCGAUGUGUUUGAUGCCGACUCAGAGAGCGACAGCGACAAAGACCGGCCUACUGACUCGCCUGUCAAGAAGAAGAAAAAGAAGAAGGUUCGGGAAGAAGCAGAAUCACCUCCUAAGGAGAAACAGAAAAAGAAGAAGAAAGAGAAACGCAAGGAGGAGUUACGACCCCUGCCGGCACCAGAAACAGAUGAAGAAGAGGAGACAGUCCCGACUCCACCAUCUCCUCCUAAAGAGAAAAAGACUGAAUCAAAAAAGCGCGUUGUUGACUCUGAGGAUGAGGAUGAUGAGCCUGUUCCCUCCAAAAAACACAAGAAGGAAAAGGGAAAAGAAGCUGGAAAGCACAAGAAAGAAAAGGCAGAGGAGGGGAAGAAGAAGAAAGGGAAAAAGGACCGUAAGGUUGAAACUUCUGAAGACGAGGCCACGGCUCCGCUGGAGGACGACCUGAGCGAAGGGCUGUCAGAGUCCCAAAUGGACGAUUCUGCAUCAACUGACACUGUAACGAAAUCUGUGGAAAAGCCAGGUUUGGACGACAAGGCAAAACAGAAGAAGGGAAAGUGGGAAGUAAAGCUGCAGGGAAUUAAGGACCUUAUUCAUGACAAAAAGAGCAAAAAGACAGAUGGCUCCCAGAAAGAAAGCAACCUCCAAAAAGCAAAGAGCCAUGCCUCUAAAAGCAAAGAGGACACUGCUCCACAAUCGGACUCCAGUGAUAGCUCCACCCUACAUAAGAAAGCUAAAGGCAAAGGGCAGGAUACCACGUCAGUGCCAUCUAAAGUCCCAUCUUCUUCCUCAUCGUCGUCCUCGUCCUCUGUCACAGCUGCUACCACUACAAAGGGAAAGGAGGAGGAGGCGCCUAAAGAGGAGGUAUUAGGACCGAAGGAUGCCACAGGUUCAACUAAUCUGUUUGAAAAGUUCCUCUUAAACUGCGAAGCAAAAGAUCGUGCCCCCCGCAGGCAGGCGGCAACUCAUCAACCUGUCAUAGAAAAGACCAGCACCAAACUUACAAAGGUUCCAGGAAAGACUGAGAAGGUUUCCAAGUCGGCCAAAGAAUCUCCAGUUCAGAAAGCAGAGCCUGAGAAGACAGAGAGGAGUAAGCAAUCAGAUGCUCCCAGACCUGGCCAGAGUUACGGCUUCAGCCUGGACAGUGAUGAGAAGGAGGAGGAAUCCACAGGAAAGCCGAGGCCUGGAGAGGAUUCCCGGGAGCGUAGGGAGAAACCGGAGGAGGCUCAGCGGUCCGGCUGGGAGAGGAAAACCCAGACUGAUGACAGGAGGAAGAGGAGGGAAGACAGUGAGCCGAGACUCUUCAUAGCGUGUGAUGAUACCCCAGACCCACCAGAGGGCGCAGACAAACCUGACAAGGGUCAAGCCACUCUGAGUCUAGGAAUGGACCUCAACCUGGACUGGAUGACUCUGGACGACUUCCAGAAACAUCUGAAUGGAGAGGAUGAGAUCUUGUCUGGUCCACCAUUGUCACCAAGUGAGUUGCGAGAUGCUGUGAAAAGUGGAGAUUACAUGGCUGUCAAACUGGCACUUAAUUCCAAAGAGGACUACAAUCUGGACCAAGAGGCCUGUACUUUUGGUGAGAAGAGGUCAUUUGAAGGAGAGAGGAACUUGAUUGAAGAGAGAAGUUCGAGUGGUGCUUAUAGAUUGACUUCUAACAUUGACAUUGCAAGGAAUGAAGAGGGCACUCCAAAAGCAAAAGAGAAUGUCUCACGAGAUUGGAAUGGUCCGAUAAAUAACUGCCUUACCAGUACAAACACUGAGCAAGUGACCAUGAGGGAAAAUGACAGUUUCCAACAAGGUGGAAACAAUAUAACUGACUACAAUAACACAGCUUUUGGUUCAGUUACCGAGUGGCAAAGUCAAGGACAGGAAGAGGAAGACGACACAAUUGGUGGCUUAUCGAGUGAAAUGAUUGUCAACAUUGAAAAUUCUGAUCUCCCCAGAAAUGCAGAAGGAAUGGUAACAAAGGGCAAAGUUAACAAAAACAAGCAAACAAAUGACUCAAUUGAUGAGGGAAAGGAUGUGGUGGCAGGUAACUUGGAUAGCACAGAUCAAGACCUAUCUAAGUCGGGCACCAAAGAGACUGUUCAAAUGCAAUUACGCCGUCGCAGGAAAACUUCUGAGAAGAGACAACCAACACGAUCAAGUCUGAGGAACUGUAAGAAAGUGAUGGAAACAACACCUAGCACAGAAAAAGAAGAGAAGAAAGAGUUGAGCAAAAAGCAUUUCUGUUUGUAUUGCAGAAUGGCUUUUACACAACUUGCAAAGCAUUUGGAAAGAAAACAUGGAGAGGAAACAGAUGUUGCUCAUGCAAUACACUUUCCCAAAGGUUCUAAAGUCAGGCAGACGUUGCUUGACCAAAUUCGCAAUAAAGGAGAUUAUGAACAUAAUUGCCAAGUUCUUAAAAGUGGUGAGGGGGAAAUUGUGACCAAGAAACAGGCAAAGAAACCCACCAUAUCAGUUCGAGACUUUCUGCCUUGUCAGCACUGUUUUGCAUUCUACCGCAAAACUGACUUAUGGAGACAUGAACGAUCAUGUAAGGCCAGAAAGGGAGAUCAGAAAUCCUCUGAAAGUACAAAAAGAACCAGAGGUCACAGUGCUGCCUCCCGGCUGCUUCCAAUGUCAGAGUUUUUAACUGGAGGCUGCGAGGAAAUCAUCCACAUAAUGCAUCAAGACGACAUCUCGAAGCAUAUCAGAAAUGACCCACUUAUUUGUAAAUAUGGCAAUGCCUUGUCUGUCAAGUAUGAACAUGACAAGUCUCAGUUUGCCUAUAUUGCGCAAAAAAUGAGGGAGCUGGGCCGAUUUGUGCUCGCUGUAAAUGAGCUUGACAAAAGUGUGAAAUUCUUGCAUGAAAUAUGUCUACCAUCCAAAUUUGAAUUAGCUGUUGAGGGCGUCAAAAAAGUUAGCGGGUUUGACCCAAGUUCCAGUAAAUUUAAAACUAUUUCCCUCGUCUCAAAGAUUGGCUACUCUCUAAAACGAGCUGCAGAGAUAGCUUUCGGGGAAAGCCGCAUGACAGAGGACAGUGAAACAGAAAGUGAAGUUAAAAAGUUCAUACAGCUUCUUGACACAAAAUGGAGUGAGUGUUUUUCUCGCAAAGCGCUUGCCUUAUCUUUAAAGCAAGAAGUCAAGAAAGUUGAGGUUGACAAAUCAACUGUGACAGAAGAUUUGAUAAAACUCCACAGGUUCAUCACCGGGGAGGAAGAUGAAGCUCGGAAGGAACUGAAAGAAAAUCCUAGUUUGUCAACAUGGAAGAAGCUUAGUGAAGCCACUUUAGCAGAUGUGUGUCUGUUUAACAGAGGAAGGGUAGGAAAUAUUGGUAGACUACUCUUGCAAACCUACACUCACAAAAAGAGUGGGGGAACAUUUUUGCCUUCUGCAGAUCAAGUAAGGAAAAGCACAAAACUGGAGUUGGACCUUGGUUCCAAUUUUACCAGGUUGGAACUAGAAGGUCAGUAUGGAAGGAACAUGCUGGUUCUACUAACAGAAAGGAUGGUCUUGUCAAUCGACUUGCUUGUUGAAAACAGGGAGCAAGCAGGUGUGUCAAAAACAAACCCAUACCUGUUUGCACGGACUGAAGGCCCAUCCUUCAUCAGAGGAUUAGAUUGUUUCCGAAGGGCUGCGAUGGAAUGUGGAGUAAAAAACCCUGAAGCCCUUCUGUCCUCUUCAUUAAGAGAGCAAAUUGCAAGCUGCUGGCAGCUAAUGAGCCUCAGUGAAAGCGAAUUGGAUCAAGUGGCCACACUAGUGGGAAGGAGCAGCCAAGAGUGUUACAGGCUCUCAAAAAAUGCUUCCCAACUGGAGGAAAUGAGCAAAGAGCUGCUGAAGAUGGAUCGAACACUGCCAUCAGCUCCACCUAGCACUGCCACAGACGGAACUGUGCAAAAACCUGCUUUAAAGAGAAGACCUUGGAGUGAGAAGGAGCAGACUGCUGUGAAGCGUUACUUGAAUGAUUUUAUCACAAGGAUGAAGGUGCCAGGCAAAAAGGAGUGCAAUGCUUGCAUAGCUGCUGAACCAGAUCUCGGAGGAAGAUCUUGGACAGAUGUUAAAAACUACGUACACAACACACUACAGACAGUACGCAGAAGAAAUAACCAGCAUAAGCCCGAAGGAAACGUGAAAACUUUAAAUCCAAAGAGUCCAAAAGCUGAAGUCCAAAUCACAAAGACAGAUUUGGAGGACACAAGCAUAAUGUGUAAUAUGACAACAGUGCAUCCAGAUCAUCUGAGAGAAAGUUCAAACUGUUGUAUGACAAUGCCGCCGCAAACCAACUUGAGAGACUCAUUGCCUUUCACCCAAGAGUUGACUUCAAGUUACGCAUCAUUGUGUUCCACUAGUGCAAAUAUGGUCCAUACAAGUCAGCCAUUGAUUUCUACUUUCACAGCAUUGAAUGCAACUGACACUCAAGUGGUUCCUACGUUCACUCCCCACAACACUACAAACGCAUUAAUGCCUCCUCCCUACACAUCAGAAAACAACAGAAUUCAUCCAAUGUCUUCUUUGUAUACACAGAAUGCCACAAGUAUGCCACCCCCUUCUGUGUAUGCACCGCAGGACACCACAAGUUCUCCACUGAUUCCUUCUUUUACCCCACUUAAUUCUCCGAGUACCUCAAUGAUUCCUACUUACACGCAGUUAAAUACUGCAAGUGCAUCAAUGAUCCCUUCAUUCUCAACACUAAAUGACACAAGUCGGUCUAUUAUUUCUUCAUUCACACCUCUGAGCCAUUCAAGCGCACCACCUUACCCCACAAGCCCACCCCGGGUUCCUACAACAGCACAGGUUGUCCCCACUAUCCAUGGGCCCAGUGUUUCAGACAUGGCAGCAGUGGGACAGGAAAGUACGCCCAUGUCUUCUGCAGGAAGAAAAGCCACUCCAGCUGCUAAGCCUCAAAAGAGGAACAAGAGGUUGUGGAGUGAGGAAGAACAGGCGGCAGUAAGGCGUCAGCUUGGAGACUUCUGUAAACUGGUGAAAAUACCAGGCAAAAAGGAUUGUGAUGCAUGUUUAGCAGCUGAACCUGCCCUCAACAGCAGAACAUGGAGGGAGGUCAAAUAUUUUGUACAUAACUCAAUUCAGUCACUGAAAAGAAGAGGUCACGUAGUUGCCUCCAAGCAAACUGCAGAACCGGAACCAGAGCCUCAUAAUUCAAACACUGAAUGGGACGGUCCAGUGUAUCUGUCCCUGUAAAUAUUUUAAAUGGACAUGCAAAAAAAAAAAAGUGAUCUGUGCAUUGUCAGGUUUCUGUGUAUGAAGGGCUGUGGCUUUAACCUUAAAUUGUAUCAGGCUUAAGUUCAACAGAUGUGAAUACUUGUAAAAUGUACUGCUGGCAAAACUUGGCCUCAGCAGCCAUGUGGGUCUUGACAUUUACAAAUAGCCCUGCCAUCCUUCAAAUUACAUAUCUCAAAAGACCCUUGAGUAUCAAGUCCGGUGGACCAAGUUAGUAGUUGCAUAAUUAAACACUAAAUGGGUGAAGUUGAGGACAAUUUGUACUGUGGCUCAGAAUGGGCACCUUUUAAUUUUAGUAUGGUUAGAUUGCAUAUAUGUGUGAAACACAGUCAAGUAUGUAACACUGUCACCUUGUCCAGUCAUCACAUAUUAUCUUCCAGAAGUGCUCUAAUUGAGAUGUACACUUCAUUUCACCGGGAUUCAUGACUUGCCUCCGGUCACUGACUGGGCCAAGUAGUUGCCUUGUCACCCAAACAAGCUUUCACAACCCCACGGCUACUUUCUUUGGGACUUUCCUUAUCCACACUAAACGGGGGAUUUUUCACCCUUUUUCUGAGCAAAGAUAGUCUGAGUGACUGUACAUUUGCAUAGGGACUUUUACUCUUCUUUACUUUGAAACACACUUGUACAUCUGUCUUUCUGCCUGUACGGUUUUUAGUAGCAUUUUUAUGAUUUUUGAAAAGAAUAGAAAACGUACCAGCAAAUGUUUGCAGUCGAUCCCUCCAGAAUGAUAAAUGCAAGUUGACUUGUUUUGCAUCAUUUCUGAAUGCCUAACUCAAGUGUUCUAUAUUCUUGCUUUAGCCAGUAGCCUAUAUUGUAGAUAGCCUGCAGCAGUAAUGACAUAAUUUCCUUGCUGAUGUUAGAGAAUUAGGAGCUGUGUUUAUACCUCUCACUGAAAUAUACAAAAGGAUUUUUUUUUUCCUUUGAAGUUCCUGUUGAUAAUUGUCCAUUAUUAUCAUUUAUAUGUUUUUUUUAAGUAUUAACAAGCUAAACCCUAAAGGUUUGGUUGUAUUUUUGUAUCACUAUACAGUGACUGUGUAGAGCAUUUAGUAUUAUAUUGUAUUAGAUAUACUCUAAUUUGAGGUAAAAUACACUAUCGUGGUAUAAUUUGUAUUUCUUCAUUUUAGGUUUUUGUUACUGGGAUGUUUGUGACAUGAAUAUCCACUUACCAAGAUCAGAUUGCCUUAUUCUGUGCAAUUUAUACUUUAUUUCAGUUUUUCCUGAAUACAGUUGAUUGCAUCUAACACACAACAUAGAAAGUACGAUCUUGAUAGAAUUGUUGCCAGUAAAUCAAAAGAUUUUUAAAAUUUUUAUAAGUUAGGUGAUAUUACUAAAGUUAAUACAUUAAUCAAGAACUGAGUAUAGAUUGUUAAAGUGGUGAGUGUACCGGACAUUAGACAGUGGAUGAAAAGUUUAGUUUCCUAUCCUUGUGGAUAAGUUAGUAACUAAAUUCUUUUUUAGUAUUAUCACCUUUAACUAGAAAUGUUUACUUUAGUAAGCACAAACGUACUCCACAUUUUGUUAUAAGCAAAACUUAAAGUUUGUAACUUCAUCAUGCAAACCUUGUUGAAGAUUUAUGACUGAAUAGUGAAUACAGAUUCAACCUUUAUUUACCAACAGCAGACUGCUGGUCACAUGCUUGGCAACUGUAGUUUUAUCAAACAACGUUGUGACAUUUCAGUUCAAAAUUGGGUCACUGCAGUGUUUCUUUCACAUGGGGUGAAGAUGAUCUCAUGUCUGGUUCUUGGUUGAUGUCUUAAUGAGGACACAGGAAAAGAAAUUUAACAACAUGCAGUGUUCAGUUUUCAUUAUUUCGGAAUUUUCUUUGACCACAAAAGGAGAGGACGUUAUUGUCAUGAGGUCUAGACGAACACCGCUGCUUUUUGUCACUGAUUGAAGCCUUUGUUUUAUCCUCAGUAGCAGCUGUAGUGAACCUGUGUAGUCACCAGUGUUCACCCUUUCAUACCAAAGUCAUUAGUGUCAGACAUGCAUAAAACCCUGACUGUGGAGAGUGUUGCAGAGCUGAGUCACACAGCCGACGUCAACUCAUUUCAACCCCACAGGCUUUUCCUGUGUUGUUGUUUUCUUAUUACAGGAGUAAAACUGUGUUGCAGUAUAUACAGUAGUUACAGAUACAAUUGUAUUUGGAAAAUUAAUCGAUGGAAUGAUGUUUGAUCGUUCAGACACUACCAUUGCUGUUUGGUGUUGCAAAGCAAUGAUUUUUCUGUUCUCCCUGCAUCGUAGAUAGAUAUUUUUCAUUGCUGUUGUAUGAACACUCGUUGCGUGUUACUCCUCAUCCUGUAAUUAUGUUGCCUUCAGUUAAUGCUUCCUAUCAAGUAUUGUAGGGAAACUUAUAACUUCUGCUUGUACAAUAAAAUGCUUCUUGGCUAAAAAUUUGAGAUUUUGUGAUGAAAAGCAUGUUUUAGCAUCGCUGAAUGUUUUGCCUUUUGAUCCAAUUCCUUAGAAGUACCAAAGGAGACCAUGUGUAGUAGAUACGAGCUUGCAAAUGUGCAGAAUUUUAUUAGUCCACAGUCAUGCUAGCAGCUCUGUAGGGCUGAAUGAAGAGAGAUAUUAUUGAAACUGCAAUAUUUGUUUGUACAAUAUUCAAAUUACAGAAGCUGCAUUUUUUUGAUAAAGGUAAAACGUGUCACAA